Baudoinia panamericana UAMH 10762 is the source of this 741-nucleotide messenger RNA. RefSeq lists its product as uncharacterized. Lineage: Eukaryota; Fungi; Ascomycota; Dothideomycetes; Mycosphaerellales; Teratosphaeriaceae. The record is from RefSeq and is a predicted model, not a curated record. The transcript has 2 exons. The coding region runs from base 1 to 741 and encodes 246 amino acids.
AUGUUUGCCUCGCACUAUCACGCCGAUCAUUCGACGCAGACAUUCCUCCCGCGCAUCCCCUCCCCACUCUCGCCCAUCAGCGCAAAUAGUCAAAUCCAUGGCAGAUACUCCUCGCCUUCCAGCUAUAUGUCGGACGCAUCGAGCGAGAAGACGAGACCGCAGACACGAGGCAAACAGGGAUGGAGCAAGCGGGCGGCAAAUUUGAAGAAAGCGCCUUCAUCACUGUCGAAGUCAGACGAGCUGAAGGAGCGGCGGCGGCGGAUGUUCUUGCAGAAGGUCAGGGAUGGGCGGGAAGAGGGGAGGUGGGAGCGGAGGGGUGAGGAUAUUAUGAGGCUGGACUUCAUGCAACGACAGCGAGCAUGGGAAGCGGAGCAAGAGCGCGAAGCAUCCAGUCUACCCUUUGACCCUGCCGAGGAGGAAGGAGAGGAGAGGGAGGCGUUUGUCUUGCCGAUGUCGAGUAACGCAAUGCAGAUUUCAGCACCAGCGAGCCAACUCCGGCCCGAAGAGGAAGUGGAUGAGGUGCUGCUGCGGGAAGAGGAGGAGAUGGAGGCGCUGCUUUCGCUUAUGGCGAAAGAAGAGGUGGAGGGUGAGACAAGCUCGCAGCAACUCUGGAGCGACAUCGAUGAUGAUUAUGAUGCGCUGUUCUCCGAGGUUAUGGAACACGACGAAGACAGGCAGCAGCAGCUGUACUCAGCUGGUGUUGUCCGAGAAGAUGGGAGCGAGGCUAUGGAUGUCUCAUGA